AUGGCAGGCACAUUGAAACGCUUUCUAGGCUAUGGAACAGAAGCUAACGAUGCCCCCACCUCAAAACGUUCGCUUCCAGCAUCAUGGUACCGAAGCCCCGAGAUGUACGAACUUGAGCGUCGAGCCAUAUUUUCCAAGAAAUGGAUCUUGGUUACACACCAAAAUCGAUUUGAGAAACCUGGAGAUUAUGUUCGUAUCACAGAAGCCGGUUUCUCGUUCUUUUUAUGCUUGGGAAAGGAUGGUAUUCUGAGAGGCUUCCAUAAUAUUUGCAGGCAUCGAGGCUUUCCCAUACUCCACAACGAUGAAGGCAAUGCAAAGAUACUCGCUUGUAAGUACCAUGGAUGGUCAUAUGGUAUCAAUGGGAAACUCGCGAAGGCUCCACAUUUCGAGACAUUCUCGAAUUUCGAUAAAGACCAGACCGGUCUACUUCCUGUUCAUGUUCAUGUCGACCAGCUCAAAUUUGUGUGGGUCAACCUUGAGGCUUCCAAGGUGCCGACGACUUCUUGGGACGAACAACUGGACGGGGUCGACCAGCAGCAGCGAUUUUCAGGGUUUGAUUUUUCACAUUAUCGUUAUGACCAUUCAUGGGGAAUGCAAGGAGACUACAACUGGAAAACCUUGGCAGACAAUUAUAACGAAUGCCUUCAUUGCCGGACGGCGCACCCUGAUACUGCUGGGUUGGUUGAAAUUGAGGCAUAUCGAGUUGAAGGCAAUGUCGGUCACCUUCAACACUAUAACAAGCGUCAGGAGGACGGCCUGAAUGGGGAUUUUCAACUGGCAAGCACUUAUUACUUUCCCAAUGCUUGCAUGACAGUAACACCAGAUUUCUUUUAUAUGAUGAGAUGCGUCCCCACGUCAGUAUCAACCUGUUCGAUGGAGUAUGAGGUAUACCGAAAGAUAGGUGGCGAUCCGGAAGCAUUUGAUAAGACUGAUCAGCUUUUCAAGAGAGUCCUCGCCGAGGACAAAUGGCUGUGCAAUGAAACUCAAAAGAACUUGGAAGCCGGCAUUUAUAAAAAUGGGCCUUUGCACCCUGAUUACGAAUCCGGUCCUGUAUACUUCCAAUCACUGGUCAGGAAAGCCAUUUAUGAGCAUCGAAAAGAGGAAGAGAAGCUGAAGUCCCAGAUUUGGCCUGCGGCUCCACCUGUCGAAUCUACAGCAGACGAAGAUGAGGCAUUUUGCUCUGGCCUAAGCUGUGCCCCAGAGUCGAAAGCACUUGCGUGGUAA
Exophiala bonariae is the source of this 1224-nucleotide messenger RNA. RefSeq lists its product as uncharacterized. Lineage: Eukaryota; Fungi; Ascomycota; Eurotiomycetes; Chaetothyriales; Herpotrichiellaceae. The coding region runs from base 1 to 1224 and encodes 407 amino acids. The transcript has 2 exons. Gene Ontology annotation, molecular function: 2 iron, 2 sulfur cluster binding; iron ion binding. The record is from RefSeq and is a predicted model, not a curated record.